Sabethes cyaneus is the source of this 1134-nucleotide messenger RNA. RefSeq names its product protein C1orf43 homolog. The coding region runs from base 170 to 1039 and encodes 289 amino acids. The transcript is spliced from 6 exons. NCBI's taxonomy places the organism in Eukaryota, Metazoa, Arthropoda, Insecta, Diptera, Culicidae. The record is from RefSeq and is a predicted model, not a curated record.
UUUGAUUCUAUUUUCGUUGUCAUUUUGGUCUCUUUGUGUGGCAGGAUAUUGAUUUUUGUCCAAGAUUAUGUUUUCCAAUAGUGAAUGAACUUUGUCAAGUUUAUAUGUAGACAUGAAAUCUAAAGAUUCGUAAAUAAAUUGAAGAGCAACACCCCAUAAAGCUGCCGAAAUGGAAGAACUUUCCGGAGUGAUGAUUGUAAUAAUCAUCGGUGGUGGAGUGCUGGGCGUAACGAUUUGUUUUAUUAUUGCAAAACGACAAAUCGUACGCUUCACGCUUCGACAACGCCGUGGUCCGCAUGUGGCAGUUGGACACGAUGCUAAAAAAUCAAUUAAAAAAGAGAUCGAAAGACGCAUUGAUUGCAUUCAGAAAAUUUAUUUCGAACCAAAGCUCUUAUGGGAUGAUAUAAAGGAUGGUGAUAAGUAUAUUUUGCAGCCGGACUCUAAUAUUCCGCCUUAUUACUAUCGAAUGAAGGCAAUGGACGACGUUAAGGAACUUGAAAAAGAAAUAGCCAAACAAGAUGGCUCUACACGGCACCCAAGAGAUAGCUUGAGAGCGUUUCUGUUAACAACUUUAGCUGCACCUCUUAAUGGAGCUGGGCAACGAUUAAUUCAUCAGUUUUGCGACAUGUAUGAACAUGCGCGUCACGAUCCUAACGAAUUCGGAGAGGAAGAAUAUCAAGCGUACCAAAGAUUGCUGAAAAAGAUCUGUGAUGCAGCAAAACUGUUAAAAACAUUUAGUAACAGUCGAAAGUCAUCUCCCAGUCGAACUCCUGUGAAGAAACAGAGCAAAAUGCAGUCCCUUCUGGACCCCUCCCGUCUGAGGCCACCACCAAUGACUGCAACAGGGGGUGGUAUUACCGGGGGCAACACCGGUAAUCAAAAUGCUCGCCUCAACUUGUCCCUCGGAGUUCAACUUCAGCAUCAGCAAGAGCAGCAGCUACAGCUUCAGGAAGAGUUGGGCGAGAAUGAAAUACUGAGCAUUUCGCAGUAUCAUGGAGAAACAGAAACCUUUGCCAUACACAGGUCUUUCAAAGAUUGAUAUGGUUUAGAGAGAUCGAUCGAAAGGCAACGGAUCUACUGCGUAGAGGGUACAUACGAUUGAUCUAGUUUCUAGUGAAAUAAAGCUGUUGGUGA